Symbiodinium natans is the source of this 1191-nucleotide messenger RNA. NCBI's taxonomy places the organism in Eukaryota, Dinophyceae, Suessiales, Symbiodiniaceae. The record is from the annotation of a GenBank genome assembly.
AUGUCGCGUCAAGCAAUCCGGCUUGGUGCGCUUGCAGUUGCGUGCUGUGUGGCUUGGGUUCUUCCCCGGGCCUUUGUAUCACCGUCACAGACCCUAGGCCCGACGCAGACCCAUGGCUUCGCGAGGAGUGAGAGGCCGGUGGCGCCCAUGGUGAUGCGGGCAGACGCGCGGCCCUCCGCGCAGGCGAGCUCCGGGUCUAGCAGCUUCAGCAUGCUCGGCCGGGCCUCUGCAGCGGCCCUCUGUGCCUUGGUGGCCACAGUCGCAGGCAGACGUUCCCACCAGCGCGCCGAGAAGGUUGUGGUCCGAAUUUUCCCAACUCGGGUGCGCAGCCGACAAAAGACCAUGCGUCGCCUGGAACCAUUCGGCGAGAUGCCCGCAUGGUCGCGCAAGCCCCUCCUGAGAAAAAGGCUCAAGCAACCCUGGCGAAAGCGCCCAUCGCCCAAGUUGUCCAUGAAAGGUCGCUACUGGAUAGAGAGAUCACGGGUCAGCUGCCACUAUAACGUCAAGAUCUCACAGCUCACCAAGUAUGUCUUGCGAGCUUUCAAGGAGGGUCGCAAGCACCCAAUCGACACUUUGAUGCAGAUCCUGGAGAGCCGCCUCGACAACUUCGUGUGGCGAGUGGGCCUGGCACCGACCAUGGCAGCCGCGCGCUGGAUGGUGCGGGAGAACCACAUCCAGAUCCGCCAUGCACGGAAGGAAGAUGACUGGCGAGCGCCACGCUGGGUGACCACGAAUGUGCCAUCUACACUUCUGAUGCUGGGUGACCAGAUCCGGGUGCGCCCGAAGAAGAGCUCCCAAGGUCUUGCAAAAAAGCACCAAGAAGAAGAUGGCGAGGUUGAUGUCCCCGACCAUCUGGAGUGGGAUCGCGAGGCGCUGUAUGGCAGGUACAAUGACGUGUGUGAUUCAAACCAACUGGGGAUGAAUGUUUGCGAGGACUUCUUGCUCUACAAGUUUCUUGGGCCAACGGGUGUCAGACAGCGGCACAUCCGCUGGUUCGAGGGCACCACCAUUCCCAUCCCAAAGAUCUACAACGGAGGCCGCAUCCGACCCACACCCGAGAACAUCCUGAACAUGAAGAAGGGAGCUGGCAUGCGCAAGCGUGGCAGGACCCGACCUCCGUCGUUGUGGGGCAUGAAGGGCGGCAAGCAGCGCAACGACCCCUGGGAGUACGGCAGCAAGGUCAAGGUGUGA